This is a messenger RNA of Ilex paraguariensis (yerba mate), 645 nucleotides long. NCBI's taxonomy places the organism in Eukaryota, Viridiplantae, Streptophyta, Magnoliopsida, Aquifoliales, Aquifoliaceae. The record is from the annotation of a GenBank genome assembly.
AUGGUAGGAGGUGAGGAUCUUGCAUCAUCUAUACAAAGGGGUAGUCUGGACUGGGAGAGAGCUUUGCGUUGCAUAAGGCACGCUCUUCGUAAUACUCCAUCACCUGACUGGUGGAGACGUGUGCUUGUUGCGGCUCCUUGUUACAGGUCUCUUGCUCCAGGACCUACUCCUGGUGCUGUUUUCACUUUUGACAUGAUCUGUGAGGCAACAAUUGAUAGAAUUGUCGAACUAUUGAAGUUGACAAAUUCAGUUGUGGUGCAGCACAUUUAUGGCAUGAUUAUAUGCUUUCUUGUACUAAAUGCUUCGGGAACUAUUAACAUGUUGACAAUGGGGGAAGUCACUGGCUAUCAGGAACUUGUUGAAGUUAAAGCAAUGAUUGAAUUGGGUACUCUUAGAGGUUUAGGAUGUUUAGGGAGCUGGAAUAUGUUGGGGGUGCAAAAAGAAACCUUUGACGAAAAGGUUAUUCUUGGAGAGUCUGAUGAUGUAGGACAGUUGGAGAAGAAGGGUUUGGUUAGGUCUUGGCUGGGGAAGGGGUUGACUGCAGAAAACAAGGCCUUGAGGGAUUGUUCAACUAGUUGUUCCUAUGAAAAGGCUGGAAAGCGGUUCAUAGAGCUGAAUGAAGUUAUAACUGCUGAGAAGGAAUAG